Molecule: messenger RNA, 3650 nt
Organism: Striga asiatica
Lineage: Eukaryota; Viridiplantae; Streptophyta; Magnoliopsida; Lamiales; Orobanchaceae
Source: the annotation of a GenBank genome assembly
CACAUUUUCAACGUAUUGCGGGAUAAGGCGAGUAUUAUGAAUGAGGGCUACCCUCAUUAGACUCACCAGCUGCAGCAGUUUCCCUUGCGCGCUGCGACCACACACUUUUCCGCCGCCGCCUCUAUCAUCGGCACAUCCACCGCCUUCUCGCCUCUUCGCCGCCGCCAGGACUCUCCGAAACAUCGCCGUCAUGGGUUCUCAGCCGACUGAGACCGAGUGGCCGGCCUCCCGAGUUAGAGAAACCUUCAUCAAAUUCUUCGAGGGGAAAUCCCACGUUAAUUUCAGAUCGAGCCCCGUUGUUCCCCAUAAUGAUCCAACUCUUCUAUUUGCUAAUGCUGGUAUGAAUCAGUUCAAACCAAUCUUUUUGGGAACUGCCGACCCAAACACCGAGUUGAGCAAACUCAGGCGUGCUUGCAAUACUCAAAAGUGUAUUCGUGCGGGUGGCAAACACAAUGAUCUUGAUGAUGUGUAUGGAUUGCCUGAUGAUCGAAUUUACGCCACCUAUUUUGGUGGUGAUGAGAAACUUGGUCUUCCUGCUGAUAAUGAAGCAAAGGAUCAUUGGCUCAGAUUUCUACCUCCCAGCCGUGUUUUGCCUUUUGGCUGUAAGGACAAUUUUUGGGAGAUGGGGGAUACUGGACCUUGUGGACCGUGCACUGAAAUUCAUUUUGAUCGGAUUGGUGGCCGUGAUGCGGCCUCUUUUGUGAACAAUGAUGAUCCUACAGUGAUUGAGAUAUGGAAUCUUGUCUUUAUCCAGUUUAACAGGGAAGCUGAUGGUUCAUUGAAAUCUCUACCUGCAAAACAUGUUGAUACCGGGAUGGGUUUUGAGAGAUUAACUUCUAUUCUUCAAAAUAAGAUGAGCAACUAUGACACUGAUAUAUUUUUUCCCAUCUUCGAUGCGAUACAACAGGCAACCGGAGCCCACCCUUAUUCUGGAAAAGUUGGGUCCGAUGAUGUGGACAAUGUUGACAUGGCUUACAGGGUCGUGGCUGACCAUAUUAGAACAAUUUCAUUUGCCAUUGCUGAUGGAUCUCGACCAGGUAAUGAGGGGCGUGAGUAUGUGUUAAGGCGCAUCCUUCGCCGGGCUGUGAGAUAUGGUACCGAAGUUCUAAAAGCACAACAAGGCUUCUUCCAUGGGUUGGUACAAGUUGUGCUGGAGGUCAUGGGUGAUGUCUUCCCUGAGCUAAAAGAACAUGCAUUGAAGAUUCGAGAGAUUAUUGCUGAUGAAGAGACCAGCUUUGGCAGGACAUUGACAAAAGGAUAUGAGCAAGCUCUGGAAGCCGAUGGGGUGAUGGUCGGAGCUUUGGAGGCCGGUGCGGCGAGAGCGGCGCACCGAUUUCUUAUUUCUUUCGGAGCUUCGGAGGCCGGUGUGGCAAGCGGGUGCAUCAGUGGAGAGAUGAGCAAGCGCAUGAGCAAGGAAAGUGAACGGGGAGUGGGAAGUGGGAUAGGCAUGCACCGCUCCGCACCGAACGCAUCGCAUGCUGUGGCGGCCUGUGGCACCGCCAUCACUGCCAUCCUUUUCUCAAAUUUAGCAUGUUGGUUUGUAAAAAUCAUCCAUGCCAUACCCGCUAUGGCGCUGCCAUUGGCUCCAUUUGGUAACACUGGUGCCAAUUAUCUCAUACUAGUCGGUGUAAAGAAAAAUCCAUCCGAGUUAGAUGCAAGAAAAGAAAGUCGUAUGAGUGGAAUUGAGAAAUUUAAGAAAGCUGCUCAAGAAGUUCAGGGGAGAGAUGCGUUUGACCUAUGGGAUACCUAUGGGUUUCCGUUGGAUCUAACUCAGCUGAUGGCGGACGAAAGAGGAUUGACCGUUGAUGUUGAAGGGUUCAAUAUUGCUAUGGAUAAAGCCAGGGAAAGAUCCAGGAAAGCGCAGAAUAAGGUGAUGAGUUAUCUAACUGCAGAUAUUAGUAGACAAUCUGCAACUUUCAAAAAUCUUAUCGCUCUUAAUCAAGCCGGUGGUACAAUUGGCAUGGAUGCUGAUGCUACAGCUUCAUUGCACAAGAGAGGAGUUGCUGUGACAGAUGACUCUGUCAAAUAUACUUGGUUUCAGGAUCAUGCGAGUGUAAUAAAAGCUGUUUACACUGGAAGUGAAUUCCUGGAAAGUGCCGGUCCUGGUGAAGAAGUUGGCAUAAUCCUUGAAACUACUAGCUUUUAUGCUGAGCAAGGUGCCCUGCCGCCAUAUUAUGGCGGCUUUGCAAUGGCGGUUGCGAAGUCCAUGGCGUCCACAGAGAUAUUCGAUACUGGGAUAAUUGAAGGAUCUGAUGGCAUUUUUGAAGUUAGUAAUGUUCAGAUCUAUGGUGGAUUUGUUCUUCAUAUUGGCUCUUUUAGUGGAAAGACUGGCAGAUUGUACAUUGGUGAUAAAGUAGUGUGUAAGGUUAACUAUGAUAGAAGGAUGCUGAUUGCUCCAAAUCACACCUGUACACACAUACUAAACUAUGCUCUAAGAGAAGUGCUUGGUAAUCAUGUUGACCAGAAGGGCUCCAUUGUUCUUCCUGAAAAAUUGAGAUUUGACUUUUCUCAUGGAAAGCCUGUGAAGCCAGAGGAGCUGAAAAAAAUCGAGUUAAUUGUAAAUGAACAAAUUGAGUCUAAAUUGAAUGUGUACUCAAAGGAGACCAAGCUGGAAGAUGCAAAACGUAUAAAUGGACUAAGGGCCGUUUUUGGAGAGGUAUAUCCUGACCCUGUUCGUGUUGUCGCUAUCGGACGCAAAGUGGAGGAUCUUCUUGCAAAUCCUGAUAAUGAAGAGUGGUUAUCAAUCUCUGCUGAGCUGUGCGGGGGGACACAUAUAUCAAAUACUAUGGACGCCAAAGGCUUUGUGCUUUUAUCAGAAGAAGGGAUUGCUAAAGGAAUCCGUAGAGUUACAGGUGUGACAAUGGAUUGUGCUUUUAAAGCCUUGGAAUUGGCUUUCGCAAUUGAGCAAGAAGUAGAUGAAGCAUCCAGAGCUGAAGGGAGCCUUCUGGAGCAGAAAGUAGCUUCACUAAAUAAUCGUGUGGAAGGAGCAUCCAUACCUGCCUCAAAGAAAGCUGAUCUCAAGGCCAAAAUAUCAGUCCUACAGAGUCAAGUGAUAAAAGCCAAAAAGAAGAUGGCUGAAGAGCAUAUGCGGAAAGCCAUUGAAGUAGCCGUCCAAACAGCUGAAACUGCUUCAUCGAGUGGAAAAGCUUACUGCAUUUCCCUUGUUGAUGUUGGUUCAGAUACUGCUGCCAUUCGAGAGGCAGUUGUCAAAGUCAUGGAGCAGAAGGGGUUGGCAAUGAUGGUCAUUAGCAGGGAUGAGAAGGCGAAUAAGGCCUUUGUGUGCGCUGGUGUUCCUGAGCAAGAUGUCAAGUACAAGCAACUGAAGGUGACAGAAUGGUUGAAAAAUGUGUUGGAUUUUAUCAAUGGAAAGGGUGGUGGAGGCAAAGGUGGUCUUGCUCAAGGCCAGGGAAGUGACAUUGCCCAAGUUAAAGCUGCUAUGGAUGCUGCAGAAUCAUUUGCUGCGAUGAAGCUGCAUUGAUACUCAUCACAAACGAUAAACUACUCAGAAACCUCUAGUUAUAGCUUUAGACUACAAUGUUUUGAACACUCGUCAUAUAUUCCCGGAGCUGGGACUUCGAUCAUGACUGGGUCUUGUGUUGCUUAGAGCAUGUUUGGACAAGAUUUCUAAAAAAAAUAUAUAUAUUUUUUUU